Molecule: messenger RNA, 1875 nt
Organism: Aspergillus alliaceus
Lineage: Eukaryota; Fungi; Ascomycota; Eurotiomycetes; Eurotiales; Aspergillaceae
Product: GMC family oxidoreductase
Exons: 3
Coding region: 1-1875 (624 amino acids)
Molecular function (GO): oxidoreductase activity, acting on CH-OH group of donors; flavin adenine dinucleotide binding
Source: RefSeq, a predicted model, not a curated record
AUGCCUAGACAGCGAAAUCCAUCCCAUGAUCCACAUUAUUUUGCAACCCCACAGCCACCGUCCGGACCGCCUGCAACGGAGACAACAGCACAGCGAAUGCUUAAAGGCUAUGAUUAUGUGAUCGUUGGUGCUGGUGCAGCGGGAUGUGUCCUGGCUAGUAAGCUCUCCGAGGACCAGAAUGUAUCUGUUCUUCUCCUGGAGGCCGGCGGGGACAAUGCCCAAGUUCGCGAAACGAAAGUCCCAUUGAUGUUCCCAAAGCUGUUUCAUAGCCAGCACGACUGGAAUUACUAUACGGUGGAGCAGCCUAAUCUCGCCUACCGCAGCUUAUAUUGGCCCCGUGGUCGAAUUCUAGGAGGGUCUACGUCAAUGAAUGCUAUGAUAUACCACCAUUGCUCUAAAUCGGACUUUGACGAAUGGGAGCAAGUCCACGGCUGUAAUGGUUGGAGCUAUAAUGACCUUGCACCGUAUUUCCGAUCUAUGGAGCGCUUUACCUCUAAUCCGCAACUUCCAACCGUCGACACGCGAUAUCGCGGGACGACUGGGGACUGGCAGACUGGACACUCGUGGCUAUCUGACAUUGGUGACAAGGGCUUCGUGGCAGCAUGCCAGGAAGUAGGGAUCCCAGCCACCGCUGAUAUAAACACACCAAACAGCUCCCUUGGAGUAACAAGGCUUUCUACGUUUAUUGACCCUAAAGGACAGCGAUCCUCACUUGCAACAGCAUAUCUUCCUCCCAGUGUCCUCAGCCGCCGAAACUUAACUGUGGCAUGUAAUACCCAGGUCACUCGGCUGCUCAUUGAUCGCCUUAGCAAAAGCGACCCGAUAGUAAUAGGAGUUGAAACCCAGGCCUCUCCAGGGGCAGAGAGGUUCCAGGUUCAUGCACGAAGGGAGGUCCUUCUUUGUGCAGGGGCUAUUAACACACCGCAACUGCUACUGCUGAGUGGCAUUGGGCCACUAGAUGAGCUCCAGAAACACGGGAUACCGAUAGUGCAGACGCUCAACGCAGUAGGACGACACCUCAAGGACCAUCUGUGUACGACUCCGAUCAUAUGCAAGGCCAAGCAUGGCGUCACGCUGGACUACUUGUCCAAAGUCCGCUCCGGUCUCCCUGCCUUGGCCCGCUGGCUUCUCUUUGGAAGUGGUCCGCUGACCAGCAAUGCGGGUGAGGCAGCUGCUUUCAUUCGAUCAUCAGAUCAUGUCUCGUCUCAAUCUGAGGGGAUAUCGCCUGAAGAUCACACCUCCAGCAAGAUGGCUCCCGACGUGGAGAUUAUUGGAGCCCCGUUGGGUUUCAUCCAUCACGGGGAAGAAAGCCCAAUGGAUGGAUCCAGCGUCUUUACUAUUGUUCCAAUUUCCCUUCGCCCGAAAAGUGAAGGAACGAUCACUCUCCGAAGUAGGGAGGUGUUCGAUCACCCAUUAAUCGAUCCUAACUAUCUCAGCGAUGAUGGCAACAAUGACCAAGCCGUCCUUUUGACUGCACUUCGAGUUUGCCUGCGAAUUAUGCGUAGCCCAGCUUUGCAGAGAUUCCUCGAGCCUGUACCGGAGAACGAUGAGUCCUCUUCAUACUGGUGGCCGUACUCGAGUUCUGAUAUUGACUCAAUCUCAGAGGAGCAACUGUCCCGCUUCAUGAAAGAGAAGGCUUUUACGCUGUACCACCCUGUGGGCACCGCACGCAUGGGCUCUUCGCCAUCUGUCAGUGUCGUUGAUCCGCAGUGUCGCGUGCAUGGAGUUGGCCGUCUUCGUAUAAUGGAUGCGAGUGUGUUUCCUGAGCAAGUCAGCGGCCAUCCGACUGCUGUGAUUGGGGCCAUGGCUUUCAAAUUGAGUGACAUGAUCAAACAGGAGUAUACAGCGGAAGUGCCCCUCCGAUCUAGCCUAUGA